CAUGGCGGCGGCAGCGGCCGGCUCCCCUCCCAGCGAAGGGACCCCCCAGCCCCCAGAUGCGGCGGAGGCCGACCCGACGGAGCCGGCGGCAGCCGUGUCGUCCCCAGAUUACCGUCGUGACGAGGAAGAAGAGGUAUCACCGGCAGCGGUACCGGCGGCCAUGACGUCCUCGGGGUGUCAGCAUGCCGGGGAAGAGGAGGAGGUGACGGCAGCGGUGACGACGGUGGCGGCCAUGACAUCCCCGGGAUGCCGGCGUGGCGGGGAAGAGGACGUGACGGCAGCGGGGUGGCGUUGCCGGCGGAAGCACGUCUUCGUGUUGAGCGAGGCGGGGAAACCCAUCUACUCCCGGCACGGUAACGAAGAAGCAUUGGCGGCCACCAUGGGCGUCAUGAUGGCACUCGUCUCCUUCAUCCAGAGCGGCGGCAACGCCAUUCGCGCCAUCUGUUCCGAGGACCGGACUUUGGUGUUCGAGCAGCGCGGACCCUUGUUGCUGGUGUCGGUGUCCCGCACGCGGCAAUCAGCGGCGCAGCUACGGCGGGAACUGGCCUUCGUCCAUGAGCAAAUCCUCAGCCUCCUCACCCGCGGCGGUAUCGCCCGCGUAUUUGCCCGCCGCCGCGGUUACGAUCUCCGGCGUCUCCUUGCUGGCGCUGAAGCUGUCCUCGAUCGUCUCCUAUCUGGCGCAGCAGCAGACGGGCGGUUGUUGUUGGGAGCGGCUCGUUGCUUGCCCCUUCCGGCAGCCCUUCGGCGGGCGGUUUCGGGAGCUCUUCGCCGCGCCGCCGCCACUGCUGUCCCCGCCCCCGCUUUGGCUUUGUUGGCGGCCGGCGGGCGGUUGGUGACGGCAGCGCGGCAGCGGGCUUUGGCGGAAGGCGGCCGGUUGUGUGCCAGCGACCUUCACCUCCUCCUCAAUCUUUUGGGGAGCGGUGUGGGGGCGGGCGAAGUGUGGACCCCCGUCUGUUUACCCCGCUUCAACCCCGACGGCUAUUUCUACGCCUACGCGGCGGCGCUGGGCGAGGAAGAGGAGGAGGAAGGCGGCGGUGGCACUGGCAGGGUGACGCUCAUCCUGCUGUCGACGGAGCGCGAGGGGUUCUAUGCAGCGGCGGGGUGCCGGCGGCGUUUGGAGGAGACGCUGCGGGCACAGGGGUGGCUGGGGGAGCUGGGGGCGGCAGUACGGGGAGGGGCGGGGUAUGGCCCCGCCCGCCCUGGCGCCCCCGAGCUCCGCCAUUUUCUUUACAAGCCCUUGGAGGGGCCGGAGGAGAUGCAGCAGCUGCCGCAGUUUACGAGCCCUGAGCUGGAGGACCCCUACACCAGCGAGGAGGAGCAACACCGGCUCUUCGACCUGUACCACUACCUGCACAGCCGCGUGCACAGCCCACACCGGCCCCUGCGCCUCCUCUACCACGUGGCUGAGAAGGAGACACUCUUGGCUUGGGUGACGAGCAAAUUCGAGCUGUACGGCUGCUUCAGCCCACUGGUGACGAAGGCGGGAGCCAUCGGGGUCCUCACCAAGCUGCUGCGCUGGCUGAAGAAGGAGGAGGACUGGCUCUUCAUCCGCUACCCGCCGCCAUACUGUGCUACCCCCGCCCGCUCCGAGGGGGCCGAGGCCGAGGGCUGA
This is a messenger RNA of Haliaeetus leucocephalus (bald eagle), 1612 nucleotides long. RefSeq names its product MON1 secretory trafficking family member B (gene MON1B). The coding region runs from base 2 to 1612 and encodes 536 amino acids. NCBI's taxonomy places the organism in Eukaryota, Metazoa, Chordata, Aves, Accipitriformes, Accipitridae. Gene Ontology annotation, biological process: protein targeting to vacuole; vesicle-mediated transport. The record is from RefSeq and is a predicted model, not a curated record. The transcript is spliced from 5 exons.